Trichobilharzia regenti is the source of this 1809-nucleotide messenger RNA. Lineage: Eukaryota; Metazoa; Platyhelminthes; Trematoda; Strigeidida; Schistosomatidae. The record is from the annotation of a GenBank genome assembly.
AUGCAAGGGACGGCUGUUUUAGAUGAGUUGAAUGGUGCUGCGUUAAAUGUAUUUUCAAAGUCUGGCCAGAAAUUUUCUUGCUCUUGGUCCAAUGAAAAUCACAGCACAAGUGCAAAUAAAACUCUGAAUUUAUCAAACAGUGUUGUAUUUUCUUUACUUCCGUCACUCAAUGAGUCUGACUGUCUAACAUCGACAAAAGGCUGGUGGACCUAUGAAUUUUGUUUCCGCAAGCAUGUUGUUCAAUACCAUGAAGGAUCGAGGAAGUCUUCUGAGACACUUCUCGGUGUGUACGAACGUGAUUAUGAUUGGGACAACUCUUCACAGAAUGAAAACAAGCCGAAAUAUCACAGCCAGUUUUAUAUAAACGGUAGCGUUUGUGACAUAACCGGCAAACAUCGAAAAUCGGAGGUGCAGUUUUUGUGCUCUGAUACAAGCAAUUUUCAUAUUAUUUCGGUGGAUGAACCUGAAACAUGUGUGUAUUUGUUAAAAAUAUCAUCUCCAACUUUGUGCAUGAAUGAACGAUUCACUGUAGAAGCUCCUGUCAAAACACAGGAUAUUAUGUGUCAUCCUGCUCUGAGUGAAUCUGAUUAUCGUAGCUACCAAGCCUCAAUAAAAUCAGCGAAUUCAAAUAUUCAGUCACCCAUGGUUGAAAGUCCAAAAUAUGCUCCAAGAUCUCUGAAGCGCAGCUUCACUUACAAAAGUAUGCAUGAUAAACUUCGUCAUAAUCGCCGAAGAAGUCAAUUAAAUUCGUUUAGACGUUCACAUAGUACCUUAUUCCACUUAAAUGCAGUAAAUGCCUAUAACACUUUGUCUCUUUUUAUUCAAAUUAGUGACAAUUUCGCAAAUUUCACUUCUUUCCUUGUGUCACAAGUUGAUAUUCCUUCUACUAUCCCCAUGGAUUGUCUCAGAGUCAUGAUCAUUAUAUUUAAGAGUCUUUAUACGGAAAUGGAAGGUUAUUAUGAAGUAACUAAUCAGGCUGCGACACCUAAUCAAGCGAUUGGAUUACUUUAUGCUUUUAAUUUAACUGAUAUUUAUCAAUCGGGGAAUCGUAUAUGGGAUAUGGUAUCUAAAUAUUCAGAUCAUAAUACAGCACAGAAACUGUUAUCCAUUGUGAUACGUGCAUACAAAAAAUACGAAAUAAACAUUCCAAACGUUGAAGACAUACCUUUAUCCAAAUUUUUACAAAAUAACUCUAACAAAUUGCAUCUCAAGGAGAAGUUCAAUUUUCAAUUUUUAAACUCUCAACUCAGUGAAAAGUUAUCAAAGCAAUCAGGUUAUGAAGACUAUGCAAAACUAUUUCCGUUAUUGGAUACUGUUAAAGAAAUUACCAAUCUGUUUUUAGCACUUUUAAAAUUACGUGUUCAACAAUUUAUGAAGUUGUAUAUUGAAUUAGAAAUCAAUAAUAUUAUUGAAGUACAGCUGGAACAAACUCUUAUCAAUGUGUUGACUAAUUCAAAGGUGAAAGUGAUUGCCGUCCGAGGAAGUGGUGGUGAUAGUGACGCUAUAAAGCGUAAAAUUAUGAAGCCUACAGCUGGUGUGGCUAUGACUAAAAAUCGAUUGAAAUACACUCGUUCAGAAUCACACGUUGGACAGCAGGAAAUUAUGGAGAUGAUACAAAAAAUUGUUACAAAUUUAGGUUCAAAAGCCUCAGAUGAAUUUGAUAUAUUCGAAACUUCAGAUAAUCAAGCAGGAAUAUCAACGUUUUUCAUCAUGCCGGGUGGACCAAAGAAGAAAGAAGAGAAGCGUGUAAGAGAGUUGGAGAAAAACUAUCAAUUCACUUUCUCGCAGGGUAACAACGGAAAUAAUUAG